UAAUCCAUAUCUGCUUUCAUAUUCAUAUAUUGUCACUCUUACCACACGCUGUGGGAACCGAAAUUCGCACCGUCAAUAUAUCGUAUAAAUAAGGAAAGUAGGAAAAUCCUAAUUUCCUAGAGGUCCCGGGUUUCUGCGGAGCAAAUGACAAGUGACCAAAUAGACGCAGAAAAUAUGAAGAGAUAACAAAACGAAUUUAGAGUAAACAGUAAAUCUUAUUUCGAAUUCGUGUAAGAGCGUUGCGAUCAUUACAAGAGAUUAUAAGAGCUUUAGCCGCAAGUGCUGUCAGCAAGUUAUCUAGCUUUAGCGACCUAAAAUCUUAAACCUAGUUGAGUCGCAGCUCGAUAACAAAAUACGAAAAAGAUGCGGAAACGGUUUUUGAUUGAUUUCGGACUGAACCUUAUUAAAGGCUGCCUACGUACUCCUUUCGAGGAUCAAGCCAAACGUAGUUCAAUUGAUAGAGCUGGACAAGGGAUUGGACUGCCUGCGAGUUCGUCUAGUAAUUGAGUGCCAGUCAUAGAAACCAAACUUGUCGAGAAUAAAGCCUAAGUUUCUAAGUGCAGCGAAUUGUGAGUCUAAAAGAGUUCUCCUCUAUGCCACUCGUCUUGAACCCCUUAUAUACUCCCUCCUACGUUGGUUUACGUCUUCCUAUUUUGCCCUUAAGCCGUCAUAGUAAAAAAAAUGGAGAUAUUCCAUUUUUCUGUCCUUCAUGAUUAUCUGCGGAAACUAUCCAUUUAUCCGCGGAAUUUUAUGUUUAUCUUCCAAGCAUAAAUGAUAGUGCUCAAAUUACCCAGUAUAGCUUACUCUCUCAAAUAAGAGGUACAGCUGUAGUACUUAGGGAUCGAAUCACGAGGAGCUAGGGAACCAAUUAAAUAAAAUCUACUAAUCAAUCCUAGGCAAGGUUGGUUUAUAUGAUAGAAAUAAAAAUAACAAAUCCUAAAAUGAGCAAGGCAGUUGCUCCAACUAACAAUAUGAAGGGUUGUUUAAAUGGGAUAAAGAGUGCUAGACAUAGGGUUUCUAUUCAGGGAUGGAGAUUAUAAUCUCUAUAAAUGCUUUAAUAAGUUGCUUGCAUGAUACUAUAGAUCUCAGCCGCUUAACAUAUGUGAAUGACGGCUUCUAGAUCUGCCUAGGCGCGAACUGAAUAUGACCGCGAGGUCUCAAGGAGGAACUGUCGUUCUUCUCAACGGGAAACAUGCAUCGCUCAAAUGGAUAAUUCAAGAUAAUCUAAGAUCCUAGUGAUCUAUGUUCUAGUUAGCUACUCUAAAACAAGCAUAGGGUACAAUCCAUUUGAUGAGUAUCACAACUUAGCAAUUAUAGCUUGGGGCUAAUCCCACAAACCUAUUUGAACCCUAGAUCUAACAAGUAGACUACUCAGACAUAGCUAAGCAAUUCAUAACAAUAAAUGAAAGAAUUGCAUAGAUAGAAUAAAGUAGAAAUACAAAAGGAGAUGAGAAAUCUCUCCAAUCUCUCUCAAACAAAUAAAACUCUAGUCUCUCUCUCACACUCUCUGCUUGGGUUGUGAAAAGCUUCAAGCUUCAAAGGGUUUCAAAACUUCCCGUCAAAAAGACUUUGCAGGAGUAUUUAAGCAUUUCCAUUAGGUUAAAAACUCGUCAGGGGCAAUCUCGUAAUUUGGUGAAGUCUUGGUGAAGUAGUCGGCUAAACCAUUUCGUCCUCGAUAUCGAUCGACAACACUGAACGUGUAUCGAUCGAUUAUAAUCUUCUAGUACGCGGAUCUUCUCAGCUGCAUCGAUCGACGACUCAGGAUGAGUAUCGAUCGAUUGUAAUCGCAAUGUUGACUUCCGACUUAGUCUUGAAUGGUCAACUCGGGUGUAUCAUCUCUUGUACUCCAAAAUGCUCCAAAAACAUCACUUUCUCAUGAAAUGCUCCUGAAGCUGAAAACAUACCUAACAGGCUAGAAAACAGAUUAAAUAUAUAAUAAAAUACUAGUAUACCAUGGUUAAAAACGGGUAAAAUCCAUGGUAUAUCAAUAAACCGUCAUAGGGCUAAUGGGUUUAAAAAAUCGUAAGCGGGCCUCAAAUCAAGUUUAGGACUCUUUGGGCCGUCUUUUGAUUCGAGACGUUCGUUACGGUUUCUUCGAUAAAGUUAAUUUUCCGCGAUUUUAUCGUAAACCAGACUGAUGACCCCAUUUGAUCAAGAAUCAAGAAAUGGUUAAGCCGUGGUUUGCGGAAGGUUGUAGUGAGGGUAGUCGAGACUGCAUAGUUUAAUUCGUAUUAUCGUUUCGGAAGAUUUUGGAUGCUACGGAAAAACCGUGUGGUACGCAUGUUCGGUCGCUAUAGCGACCGAGCUUGUGUUUGGGCUCGGUCGCUAUAUGCUUGGGCUCGGUCGCUAUUGCGAUCGGGCUUGUGUUUGGGCUCGGUCGCUAUAAUGACCGAGCUUGUGCUUGGGCUAGGUCGCUAUAGCGACCGAGCCAGGCGUUCCUUUGGCUGCUUGCCGAUGAUUGAGUCAAGCCUUUGCCGUUGUUGAUCUUUUGUUGUUUCGAGUGAUCGUGUUUUUUAACGAAGAUACGAUCUAAUCGUAGAGUUCUUCACAAGUAUUCGAUCUUUACGAUUUCUUUCGUAAAGAAAACAAAUACGUAUAUCGAAUGUUUUGAUACUAACUUCGUCGUCAACACGAACCAUUGGAGCUUGUUUCGACGCUGCGGACAAAUGUUUUCAAGAAUUUUAUCGUAAAAAUUGGUUUAAGUAAUUUUUACGAGAAUUAUCUCUUCGAGAAAUAUUUUCGAACGUUAAUUUCGUUGUGACCGUUUUUGACCCCAACACACGCGAUUUGGAUUUCAUAGUGGUCCGGUGAUGAAGCUGUACUUAUGGGACAAGGCUGCAGCAGACUUUGGCGCAAGAUUUAAAGCAUCUGAAGGAUCUGCAAGAGUUAUUUUAGUCACCACCUUAAACCGAAAACGAUUUGGAAGUUUGUAAUAUCAGCUUUUUCCUAUUGUUUUAAGAAGUUACAUAGGAUGGUCAAGGAAUCUUAUCUGGUUAGGUUAGGUUUGCGUAAAAGAACUGCAUUGGGAUGAGUUUGGAGCUUAUUAGCUAUGCGACAUUUGAAAAUUCUGUGAAGAACUAAGAGCUGAAUAAACUCAGUAGGUUCUGAAAUAACAAAUAUUAGAGAUAUACAUAACUCUACAUCUCAUAUUACAUUAUAGUUUUGCUUCUGAAUUAUAAAAUUGGAUCUGUUAUAGCUGCUUUGGGUCUCUCUUCCAUGACGUCAUCACGUAUGUUUAUGGACAGUGAUGUUCAAGCAACCCGAGAUUAUCUCACUUGGUUGGACUCAAAUUUAGCUGUUGCUAACAGAGUUGAUGCGUCUGUUGUCACUAAGACUGAGACAAUGACCAUAGGCGAGCUAUUUUCUUACAUGAAGGAGGCGGAUGCCAAGGUUGCUUGGUUUGAGUGCGUAGCAACCAUUGGUGAUGUUGUGCACGGUUCAGGAUGGUAUUACAUAGGCAGUGGCGGAUGCCACACUAAGGCAAUCAGAGCCCUUAUGUGUAAAAAAUGUGGGAAAAGCGAUAUUGUUGGUGUUGCACAGCGUUCUUUGUGCUCCUUGGUGAUGAUGGUCAAGAGUUGACGGGAAAGAAAGCUUAUGAGUUGUUGAGAGUUAUUUUGAGGCCAAAUGAGGAUGUAGGACCUGAUCACUUAGUUCUGGUGCCUGAGGCUCUGAUUAAUACCAUAGGACAGACUCGCAAGUUCAUUGUGAAAAUAUCAGAUUAUAAUUUGACUGGCAAGAACCAGGAUUUGACUGUGACAAAGGUGCUCACACCAGAAGAUCCUGAACUUAAAAGCAAUAUAGAGGAAAAUGUGUUUAUACCAGACGCCCAUGAAGUUUUGCAUAAGGGAGUUGCUGAGAGUGGUCCUUCCACAGGCUUUGAAGAACCUGAUGGUGAGAGGGGGAAAAGGGCUGCUGCUAUUGUUGAGACAAAAGAGCCCAAACGAGCCAAAUGUGGCUAAGAUAUGUUUAAGUGAUGGUUUUCUGGUUACUAAAACUCUGCUUUGUUUCUUUUCAAUUUCAGACUUUAUCUUUGAAACAAUGAGCUAUCUUUCUUAAAAUUUCUGAUGGUUAUACUUAUGUUUAAUGGUUUUUCUUCAAGUUCAUGUUUGAUCA
Messenger RNA from Raphanus sativus (radish), 4113 nucleotides. RefSeq lists its product as uncharacterized. The record is from RefSeq and is a predicted model, not a curated record. The coding region runs from base 3217 to 3579 and encodes 120 amino acids. Lineage: Eukaryota; Viridiplantae; Streptophyta; Magnoliopsida; Brassicales; Brassicaceae. The transcript is spliced from 5 exons.